UGUAGUAAGUUUAAAAAAAAAAAAAUUGUUAAAAUUGUUAUUCUAUUUUUCUGGGGCUGAAACAGAGGUCCUUCAAUGGCAGACUCGGUGACAGCUCCAGCGAGUUACGGGACUCAAGCCGAUGCUUUGCUUAGGAAGAAUUUGACGUUUCAGAAACGAAAUGCCAAGGCAAAUUGUCGCCUUAUCUCGGUCCCUAUUUUUCUCCUUAUUUUCUUAAGGACCAUUGAAAUUCUUACUGGUGCGAUGAUGUUAAAACAAACUAAAUGCGGCUGCAAAUGUAUUGACACUAAUGGUACUGGAAAAUGUGAAGAUAAAUGUGGUCUGGAAUACUCAGCUCCGGCACAAGCAGACCUUUGUGAAGUUAAAGAUCCAUACGAAUGGAAACCCAUUUUACAGAUACCAGAUCCUGAAUAUAGUGCUGUACGAACUGAUUAUAUUACAUAUGCAGACUUGCCUAAUGAGUCGUGCAAAAUGUCUAAAUCUUGUCCAGCUAUUGUACUUCUGACUGGAACUGAUCAGACUCUUGGACAAAGUAUCAGUGAAAACUUGCUCAGAAAUGAAUCACAUCUAGAUGAUACUGAUGAUGGCGAGUAUUCCAGCUUUAUCAUUGGUUCAACGGUUAAACCUGAGCGUACAAAUUUUCUUGAACCUGCUUUCUUUAAGACGGUGUAUAGAGUUCAAUCUCAGUGUCCUCCGAACUUCAAGUAUAGAGUGCCGGUUGAAAAUUUAAGUGAAAUUGAUGUAAAAUGUCGUGAAGGUUUACCCUUAUGGCGUAAUAAUCCUUCUGAGAUCAAUGAAGAGCUGUAUAAAGGUUACAAGAAGGGGAAUCCGGCGAAAAAGAUAAAUGAGAUAGUAGCAGCAUAUGAUUUAUUAAAUACAGAUGGAAGUAGGUUCAAUGUGAGUAUUUGGUAUAACGGUACCGAUAGGGAUUCUCAACCAAGUCCAACAUAUACACGAGUGCCUACUAUGGUGAACCUGGUAUCGAAUGCCUUCCUUCAAUAUUUGCUUGGACCAGAUACUAAUAUUGUGUUUGGAUCUGUCAAAGAAAUGCCCAAGCACGGAAGUAUGAAGAUCCCGGAGGUCGGUCCGAUGGGACCGGUAAUGUUUUCAUGGGUGAUUCUACAGCUUUUUCCAGUUGUUUUUGUAGCUCUGGUUUAUGAAAAGCAACAGAGGCUACGAAUCAUGAUGAAAAUGCACGGACUUAAGGACGGCCCCUAUUGGACUAUUACUUAUGCUUAUUUUCUUGUCAUAUCAUCUCUCUACAUGCUAGGCUUUGUGGGGUUUGGCUCGGUCUUAAAUUUAAAGUUCUUUCGUUAUAAUGCUUACAGCAUCCAGUUUGUGUUCUACUUCGCCUACAUAAACUUGCAAAUUGCAUUUGCUUUUCUGCUGGCUGGAUUUUUCUCAGAUGUCAAGACAGCCACAGUCAUGGGCUACAUGUUGGUGUUUGCAAGUGGUCUCUUAGGAGCAUUCUUUUUCUCAAGCUUUAUUACGGAUACAUCAAUAUCAGAAGGGUGGGUUAUAUUGUUGGAGCUAUAUCCUGGAUUUUCUCUUUAUCGUGGAUUAUUCGAGUUUGGGGAAUAUUCUAGCACUGGCAGUUUUACGGGUGAAAAAGGUGGCAUGACAUGGAAAAAUUUGAAUGAUCCUGGUAAUGGGAUGAAAGAGACUAUAAUUAUUAUGUUUCUGGAAUGGGCAGUGGUUCUCCUUGUUGCUUUUUACUUGGACCAGAUCAAUUCAUCUGGGAAAAGUCCCCUAUUUUUCUUGCGCAACUCCCGGAAGAAGCAGACAGUAUCCACUAUGAACUUACUGGAAAAGAAGGAAUCUGCUCUUUGUCUUGAAAUGGACAAAGAAGAUGUUGCCCAAGAGAGGGAAAGGGUUGAACAGAUGCUAGCAGGGUCGACAGCAGGUUAUCCCAUCGUGGUUGACAACCUGAAAAAGGUUUAUCCAGGGCAAGAUGGAAACCCCGAUAAAUAUGCAGUGAGAGGACUAUCACUUGCUGUGCCUGAAGGGGAAUGCUUGGGUAUGCUUGGCCCCAACGGUGCUGGCAAAACAUCAUUUAUUAGUAUGAUGAUUGGGCUCACAAAGCCAAGCUCCGGUGCUGCAUUUGUUGACGGUCUGAAUAUAAAUACAGAGAUGGACAAAGUAUACACCAUCAUGGGUGUAUGUCCUCAGCAUGACUUGCUUUGGGAUACAUUAACAGGAAGGGAGCACCUACUUUUCUAUGGAAGGCUUAAAAAUCUUAAAGGAGCGGUUUUACAUCAAGCAGUUGAAGACUCUCUUAAGAGUCUCAACUUGUUUAACGGGGGCGUUGCUGACAAGCAAGCUGGAAGAUACAGUGGUGGAAUGAAGAGAAGGUUAAGUGUUGCUAUUUCACUUAUUGGAAAUCCCAAGGUUGUCUACCUGGAUGAGCCGAGUACUGGACUUGAUCCAGCUUCAAGAAAUACCUUGUGGACUGUUGUGAAGAAUGCACGGAAAGGCAGAGCAAUAAUUCUCACUACUCAUUCAAUGGAAGAAGCGGAUUAUUUAUGUGAUCGCUUAGGAAUUUUCGUUGAUGGAAGUUUGCAGUGCAUAGGAAAUUCUACAGAGUUGAAGGCAAGAUAUGGAGGGUCUUAUGUGUUUGCGGUAACUACGUCAUCUGACAAUGAGGUGGAAAUGGAGAACAUGGUGCGACGCCUAUGCCCAAACGCCAAUAGAGUAUACCAUUUAUCAGGGACACAGAAGUUCGAGUUGCCAAAGCAUGAAGUGAAAAUCGCAGAUGUAUUUCAACUAGUUGAGGAGGCAAAGAGUAGAUUUACAGUUCAUGCUUGGGGUAUGGCUGAUACAACUUUAGAGGAUGUCUUUAUCAAGGUUGCUCGAACCGCUCAGUCUUUCAAUGAAGUAUGAUCAUAUGGCAGCGACACAAAUUAGAAAAGCAAAAAAGGAAAGAAAGGGAUUCCAU
This is a messenger RNA of Lycium ferocissimum, 2935 nucleotides long. RefSeq names its product ABC transporter A family member 7-like. Gene Ontology annotation, biological process: transmembrane transport; lipid transport. The coding region runs from base 76 to 2880 and encodes 934 amino acids. Lineage: Eukaryota; Viridiplantae; Streptophyta; Magnoliopsida; Solanales; Solanaceae. Gene Ontology annotation, molecular function: ABC-type transporter activity; ATP hydrolysis activity; lipid carrier activity. The record is from RefSeq and is a predicted model, not a curated record. Gene Ontology annotation, cellular component: intracellular membrane-bounded organelle; membrane. The transcript has 18 exons.